Molecule: messenger RNA, 456 nt
Organism: Rhizoctonia solani
Lineage: Eukaryota; Fungi; Basidiomycota; Agaricomycetes; Cantharellales; Ceratobasidiaceae
Exons: 1
Coding region: 1-456 (151 amino acids)
Source: RefSeq, a predicted model, not a curated record
AUGAAGCGUGAAGGAAACGACGCUCAGAUUUUAGAGGUCAAAUUCUAUUGCUCGGAGCUUGGUGGUAGCCCUUGCACUGUAGUCCCGCUCGCCCCAGGAGAGGAGCCAAGUCCUGGAAAAGAUGUCGAGCCAAAAGAGGACGACCUGGGGUACUGCGGCUGGGAAGGAGGCCGAGGUGGACCAGCGCACCUUGCGUUAACGGAAGGCCCCACGCCCAUACGACCCGCCAUCGCGUUCAAUCUUUCUUGCAUUUCAGGCGGAAUAUCCAUAGGAGGGAUGCUAGGUAGCAACAGAGCGCCUAGCGUUAUAUUCUCUAGUGACGAGUUGCCAGAUGGAGCGGGCACUAUGGUUGAACCGAUCAAAGGGGCAGGAGCGAGAAAAUACUGGAGACCAGUAUUGGAUGUGGUGGUGGGUGGGGGCGGGGAGCACAGCCCAAGCGGCGCGGCAAAGGCUUAA